Molecule: messenger RNA, 1387 nt
Organism: Zingiber officinale
Lineage: Eukaryota; Viridiplantae; Streptophyta; Magnoliopsida; Zingiberales; Zingiberaceae
Product: serpin-ZXA-like
Exons: 2
Coding region: 8-1300 (430 amino acids)
Molecular function (GO): serine-type endopeptidase inhibitor activity
Source: RefSeq, a predicted model, not a curated record
CUUCACCAUGAGUUCCUCCGAUUCCGUCGCUAACGCGCCUUCCUGUCUCCGGCUGGCCCUGAUCAUCGGGAAGAAAGCUGCCGGCGAGGGCUCCAACUUCAUUUUCUCCCCUCUCUCCAUCCAACUCGCUCUCGCCCUCGUUGCCGAAGGCGCACGCGGCGAGACCCUGCAGCAGCUACUCUCAUUCUUGGGCUCCCCGGACGUCUCCCACCUUCAAGCCGCCACCCUGCGCCUCCUCCACUCCAUCUCCACCGAAGAAUCCGCAGCCGAACCCAGCGUCCCCGCCAAUAUCGCCAUAAGGCUCGGCACCCCCUUCCUCGUAGGCGCCAAAGAUGCAACCGACCUCCCCAGUGCUCCACCUCGUGUCUCCUUCGCCAACACCAUAUGGUUCUGUCAGAAGCGUUUGGUUUUGAAUCCUGCCUAUGUACACGCUGCGUCCUCUCUCUACGAUUCCUCCGUCAAGACUGUGGACAUUCUCAACAAUGCUUAUCAGGUAGCCAGAGAAAUUAAUAGUUGGGCUGAGGAGAAGACACACGGACUUAUAAACGAUAUCAUUCCUGAAGGAAAUCUGGAUCUGAAAACUACCAUUCUUCUCGCUAAUGCUGUCUACUUCAAAGCUUUAUGGGGUACACCAUUCCCAAUAAACUACACGACGAAAGGAAAGUUUUAUCUUCUUGAUGGAAGCACCAUCACUGUACCCUUCAUAUCACACCGUCAUAAUUUCUACAUUUCUUUCUCUCAUCGCUUCAAAAUCCUUAAGCUACCCUACAGGCAAUUUCCAGGUGCCAAAACGUUCUUCUCUAUGCUUAUAUUUCUUCCUAAUGAUAGUGAUCAACUCUACGAAAUCAUGGAUGAAAUACUCUCCACGCCGGACUUCCUGAAGGAAUAUACUCCAACUGAGGCGUUGAGGCUUCACCGAUUUAUGCUUCCUAAGUUUAACUUCUCGUUCGAUUGUGAGCCUUCUGAAGCGUUGAAGAAGUUAGAACUGAUCCUUCCCUUUUCAAAGACUAAUGCAGACCUCCUGGGCAUGCUCAAGUUGCCCCAUCCCGAUCUGAAGCCGAUUGAUAAUUUAUAUAUGAAGACCAUGUUUCACAAAUCCACUAUUGAGAUUAACGAGACUGGCACAAUCGCAUCUUGUGUAUCACUCCCUUCUCUAUGUGGUGGCGGCAUUUGUUACACUCGUCCAGUGCUACCUGAGUUUGUAGCGGAUCAUCCCUUCAUCUUUGCUAUCGUGGACGAGAAGACUGGAACUUUGUUGUUCCUGGGGCACGUAGUUAAUCCUUUGGAGGACGCUUGUUAAUAAACAGUCAAAUCUAUAUCUAGUGUUUGGAUGCAACUCAAUAAUCUGUACUACUAUUUUGUGCAACGAAAGGUUGCAACUGGUAUU